UUGCAGAGCACUAGCGUAGGCUCUGGAAUUGAGUACAGCCUGGAAGCCUCAGACAAAGUCAGCCUACUGUUAUUCUGCCUCCCUCUCGGACAGAUUCCUAACCUUGGAUCGCACAGAGUGAAAAUGGUUCACCAUUCAGGCUCAAUUCAGUCCUUUAAACAGCAAAAAGCUCUAGGAAAAGAUAAAGAUUACACAGAUGAAUCAGAACAUGCCAAUUAUGACAGAUCUCGACUCAUUAAAGACUUUGUUCCCAAUAAUAUUUCAGAAGCCAAGACAAGAUUAACGAAGAAUGAAAUGAAUUACAUAGCUUCUAGUGGACUUUUGUUCAAAGAUGGCAAAAAGAGAAUUGAUUACAUAUUGGUUUAUAGAAAGUCAAAUAUACAGUAUGACAAAAGAAACACAUUUGAAAAGAAUCUCAGAGCAGAAGGCUUAAUGUUGGAGAAGGAGCCAGCUGUUGCAAACACUGAUAUAAUGUUUAUUAAAAUUCACAUACCAUGGGAGACCCUAUGCAAGUAUGCAGAGAGGCUGAAUAUCAGAAUGCCAUUCAGGAAAAAAAGCUACUACACUGACCAGAGGAGCAAAUCAACGGGCAGGAUGGAAAGAUAUUUUAGAAGAAUUAAAAAAUGGAUAUCCCAAAACCCAAUGGUUCUUGACGAGUCAGCUUUUCCAGACCUGGAGAAGUCAGACUGCUACACUGGCCCCUUCAGCCGUGCCCGGAUUCACCACUUUAUAAUAAACAAUAAGGACACCUUCUUCAGCAAUGCCACUCGAAGCAGGAUAGUCUAUCACAUGCUGCAGCGCACCAAAUAUGAAAAUGGAAUAUCAAAAGUGGGUAUUUGUAAACUUAUAAAUAAUGGGUCAUAUAUAGCAGCUUUCCCCCCUCAUGAGGGGGCAUACAAGAGUAACCAGCCCAUCAAAACCCAUGGACCUCAAAAUAAUAGGCAUCUAUUGUAUGAACAAUGGGCUCGGUGGGGGAUGUGGUAUAAGCAUCAGCCACUGGAUUUAAUCAGGUUAUACUUUGGUGAGAAGAUUGGGCUAUACUUUGCUUGGCUGGGAUGGUAUACUGGAAUGCUUAUUCCUGCAGCCAUUGUUGGUUUAUGUGUUUUCUUCUAUGGAAUAUUGACAAUGAAUACAAGUCAAGUAAGCCAAGAAAUUUGUAAGGCCACAGAAGUCUUCAUGUGUCCGCUGUGCGAUAAGAACUGCUCACUUCAGAGACUCAACGACAGUUGCAUCUAUGCUAAGGUGACAUAUUUGUUUGAUAAUGGAGGGACAGUCUUCUUUGCUAUUUUUAUGGCAAUAUGGGCCACAGUCUUCCUUGAAUUUUGGAAAAGGAGGAGAAGCACAUUGACUUAUACUUGGGACCUCAUUGAAUGGGAAGAAGAAGAGGAAACACUUCGUCCUCAGUUUGAAGCGAAAUAUUACAAGAUGGAGAGAAUAAAUCCCAUUAGUGGAAAACCUGAACCACAUCAGCCUUCCUCAGAUAAAGUGUCUCGCCUUCUUGUUUCUAUAUCAGGAAUAUUCUUCAUGAUUUCUUUAGUGAUAACUGCAGUGUUUGCAGUUGUGGUAUAUCGCCUGGUUGUCAUGGAACAGUUUGCAUCAUUCAAGUGGAGUUUUAUCAAACAACACUGGCAGUUUGUAACAUCAGCUGCUGCUGUUUGUAUCAAUUUUGUCAUCAUCAUGAUGCUGAAUCUUGCUUAUGAAAAAAUUGCUUUCCUUCUCACUAAUUUAGAAUAUCCUCGAACAGAAUCAGAAUGGGAAAACAGCUUUGCCCUGAAGAUGUUCCUCUUCCAGUUUGUUAAUUUGAACAGUUCUAUCUUCUAUAUUGCUUUCUUUUUGGGGAGAUUUGUAGGCCACCCAGGAAAUUACAAUAAACUUUUUAAUCGAUGGAGACUGGAAGAAUGUCAUCCUAGUGGAUGUUUGAUAGACCUCUGUCUCCAGAUGGGAGUGAUCAUGUUUUUGAAGCAAAUAUGGAACAACUUUAUGGAACUGGGAUACCCAUUGAUACAAAACUGGUGGUCACAACAUAAAAUUAAACGAGGAGUACAAGAUGCUUCCAUUCCUCAGUGGGAAAAUGAUUGGAAUCUACAGCCCAUGAAUAUUCAUGGACUGAUGGAUGAGUACCUAGAAAUGGUUUUGCAAUUUGGUUUUACCACCAUCUUUGUCGCUGCUUUCCCUCUGGCCCCUCUUUUGGCUUUUUUAAACAAUAUCAUUGAAAUCAGAUUGGAUGCAUACAAAUUUGUCACCCAGUGGAGGAGACCUUUGCCAGCCCGAGCAACUGACAUAGGUAUUUGGUAUGGAAUUCUGGAAGGAAUUGGUAUAUUGGCUGUGAUCACCAAUGCAUUUGUAAUUGCAAUAACAUCUGAUUAUAUCCCACGUUUUGUCUAUGAAUACAAAUAUGGCCCAUGUGCAAGUCAUUUUGAAUAUAGUGAAAAUUGCUUAAAAGGAUAUGUCAACAAUAGCCUAUCUUUCUUUGACCUGAGUGAGCUUGGUAUGGGAAAAUCUGGUUAUUGCAGGUACCGGGACUACAGAGGAGCCCCUUGGAGUUCCAAGCCCUACGAGUUCACUUUGCAAUACUGGCAUAUCCUUGCCGCUCGAUUGGCCUUCAUCAUUGUAUUUGAGCACCUUGUUUUUGGGAUCAAGUCAUUCAUCGCAUACCUGAUUCCAGAUGUACCAAAGAAUCUAUAUGACCGAAUACGACGGGAAAAGUAUUUAGUCCAAGAAAUGAUGUAUGAGGCUGAACUAGAACAUUUGCAACAACAACGAAGAAAAAGUGGCCAUCCUGUUCACCAUGAAUGGCCUUAGAUGAUACCUGUUUCCCAGUAGGAAUAAUACUGGGAAUUUUAAGAACGUUAAAUUGUAGAUUGGUUUGUAGGAGAAAGGCAUAUAUGGCAAACCAUAUCUAUAUAU
Messenger RNA from Erinaceus europaeus (western European hedgehog), 2907 nucleotides. It is a transcript of the gene ANO3, whose product is annotated as anoctamin 3. Bases 124 to 2802 code for a protein of 892 amino acids. Gene Ontology annotation, biological process: chloride transmembrane transport. Lineage: Eukaryota; Metazoa; Chordata; Mammalia; Eulipotyphla; Erinaceidae. Gene Ontology annotation, molecular function: protein dimerization activity; chloride channel activity. Gene Ontology annotation, cellular component: plasma membrane. The record is from RefSeq and is a predicted model, not a curated record. The transcript has 25 exons.